Molecule: messenger RNA, 1111 nt
Organism: Diabrotica virgifera virgifera (western corn rootworm)
Lineage: Eukaryota; Metazoa; Arthropoda; Insecta; Coleoptera; Chrysomelidae
Gene: eEF5
Product: eukaryotic translation initiation factor 5A
Exons: 4
Coding region: 365-850 (161 amino acids)
Biological process (GO): positive regulation of translational elongation; positive regulation of translational termination
Molecular function (GO): RNA binding; ribosome binding; translation elongation factor activity
Source: RefSeq, a predicted model, not a curated record
UUUCUCUAUUUAUUAAGUAAAUUCAAAAUUAAAGGUAGUGUUUUGUAAAGUUUUUUAAAAGUGCCAAUACCGUGUAUACUUUAAUAGCAUUAGCUUGUGUUUCUUUUGCGUACCUUCAUAAAAAAUAGAUACAGGCACACACGGAUUGUUUGACAGCCCAUGAUUUGGCUAUAUUCGCGCCAUGUUGCAUUAGAUUAUUAACAAAUUUCGAAUAGUUCAGUACAUAUCUUUAAACAGUUUAAUACAGAAUAUAGUUGUUUGGUUUGUGCACAGUUUUGAGUUAAGUGAGUGACUCAGAAAUUAGAGCUUCGUUGUGUAGUUUUUUGACUAGCUUGCAAGGUUGAAACAAUAACUAGUAGUAAAAAUGGCAGAUAAUCUCGAUGACUCACAUUUUGAAACUGGAGACUCUGGAGCCUCUGCAACAUACCCUAUGCAAUGCUCAGCCCUACGUAAAAACGGUUUCGUAAUGUUGAAGUCUAGACCAUGCAAGAUUGUUGAAAUGUCCACAUCCAAAACUGGUAAACAUGGUCACGCUAAAGUCCACUUGGUUGGUAUUGAUAUCUUCACAGGUAAAAAAUAUGAAGAUAUUUGUCCUUCUACACACAACAUGGAUGUACCCCAUGUUAAACGUGAAGAUUAUCAGUUGACAGAUAUUUCUGAUGAUGACUACUUAUCCCUUAUGUCUGAUAAUGGUGAAUUACGUGAAGAUUUAAAAGUUCCAGAUGGUGAAGUUGGUGGUACAGUACGUGCAGAACAUGCUGCCGGCAAGGAUAUAUUAUGUACCGUACUGAAGUCUUGUGGUGAAGAAGUCGUUAUUGCAGUAAAAACAAAUACUGCUCUUGAUAAAUAAUAAUAGCCGGUUGUAAGACAGCGGGGUCGAGAACGCAGGCGUCAUCCUUUGUCUACUGGGGAUCCCCGCUUUUAUAUUUUAUGAAUAUAUUUAUCAUAUUGGACCAUCAGUUAUCAAACAAAUAAAGCUUAUCUAAUGCCCGACGCCCUGUCAACCGGCAUCCGACGUUGAUGUGGUGUAAUUUUACAUCUAUCUGUAAUUUGUUGGCAAAAUUACUUGCAAAGCUACAUUUUCGUUCAAUAAAUCGUAAUUUAAUUUUAA